AAGUUUAUCAAGUGCAUGAUUUAGUUUUUCAGUACUGAAAUAAUAUACUUCUCACUUCAGUUAAUAACGGAAGCAUUUGAAGAAUGGAAGAAAAGAAGUGGACUUGUGUAGUAUUUGGGUGUUUUCUGAGAGUCAUUCAGUUACUAUCAGUGAAUGCUGAAUUCAAAGCAGUAUCCAGGGACCAGCUUGGAUUCAAGUUCAUGAACUUCUUCCACAAACCUGGUACAGUUCUCACCGAUAGUUCCAUAACAGUGCACUCCAGUGUGACCGAUGUCUCGUCCUGUCAACUGAUGUGUUUAGACCACACAUCCUGUUUGUCCAUCAACGUCGGCAAGAAACCAAACCAAACGACUUUGGACUGUGAACUGAACAACUCGACGUCUUUGUUAAAACCACUCAGUUUGAAAAAACGAGAAGGUUUCGACUUCUAUGGUCUGGCUGAACCGUGUUUCUCGAGUUCUUGUUUGAAUGGAGGAACUUGUAUCCCCAACAUGAAUGAAGGCACGUAUCAUUGUAACUGCUCGACACAGAUACCAUAUCUCCCGUAUCUUGACAACCACUGCUCUGUGGAUCAUUCUGUGAUUAAAACAUCAGGGGUGUUUCACAACGUUUUCCACUUGGAAAUCACUAAAAAGGUCUACAGCAUGAACUAUUACGAAGCAGAAAGAGCUUGUGCUGUUAAAGGUGCUCAGAUGUCAAGCUUGAAGCAGUUGGAAGAUGGAUUCAGAGCUGGAUUCAGUUUGUGCAGUUAUGGUUGGCUGAUAGACGGCAAGGCAAGAUUUCCAAUUCUACAUCCAGUGCCUGGAUGCGGGUCAAGUCCAGGUAUUAAGGAAGAGACAACCCCAGAAGAUAAAUGGCAUUCAAGAUACAAUGUCUACUGUUACAAAGAAACAGAUAAUUGCAAUGAUAAAAACUGGCAUCAGAAUGACCAAGCUUGUUACAAGUUCUUUCUUGACACCAAGGUUCGCAAGGCGAAUGCUGCUCAAGCAUGCGUUCUCGAAGGCUCGAUUCUUGGAGUUUUCAACUCAGUGGCUAAGCUAACUUUCCUUCAAGACUACCUGCAAAGGAAGAACGUCACAGACGAACACAUUCUGGUGGGAUUGAGUCAGAAUGCUGUUGGCGCAUGGAAGUGGGCGAAUGGAGAAGCAGUUCAAUCCUCUCUCUGGAAUGUAAUCCAGCCAACUGGACCAAUAGGAAUAGUUAAUGCUGUCAUGAAGUCUUUUGACAACGUACCAGACAGUGACGAGUGGAAACUACCAUUUGUCUGCCAGAAGCAACUCCCUUGAUUUCAAGAUACAUGUAUUCAAAAAAAGGUUGUCAGAGCAAAAGAGAUAUAUAUGUAGAGGUAAUAGGGGAUAGGUCAUUUCAGCACCGAAAAGAUUGAUUUAUAUUUAACAGUGAAUGAUCGAAUUAUUCGUACUAAAUAUCUGAAUUAAAACUAACCUUGUGUUUUUGAGGGGAAUAAUAAUAAUAAGAAACACUCUAGACCUAGACCUAGCUAUUCUCGCUAUCUCCCACGGCACGAUCUUUGAUCUCCUAUCGCCUUUCUCCUUUAGCUCCAACAAGCCUUUUUGAAAUAGCCGUGUAGAGCUCAAACACCGCUUAUCCGUGAAACAGUACUAGCUAUUCAGGGUUAAAUAGCACUAAUAAAGCAUUAAAAAACAAAGGGGUUUUCACCAAUUUCCACUAUUUAGUUUUAUUACUGUUUCAUGGAUUAAGCAAUUGCGCUCUACUCUUGCAUGAUUUUUUUUUUUUUUUUACUUUUUCGGUAUUCCUAUGUCUUUUUUAUGUCAUUUUUCGUAGCUAAAUGGAAAAGUUGCACAAUAGUACCCAGGACUUCAACGUAUUAUCCACUCCCUGCGGGCGCAUGCAUAGAUGAUGAUCAUUGCAUGUGACAGCUGUCAAUCAA
Molecule: messenger RNA, 1909 nt
Organism: Actinia tenebrosa (Australian red waratah sea anemone)
Lineage: Eukaryota; Metazoa; Cnidaria; Anthozoa; Actiniaria; Actiniidae
Biological process (GO): cell adhesion; positive regulation of neuroblast proliferation; glial cell differentiation
Cellular component (GO): synapse; perineuronal net
Molecular function (GO): hyaluronic acid binding
Source: RefSeq, a predicted model, not a curated record